AAUUUUUGUUAUGGGUUCUUGAGAUUAAAGUCAGAAUUUUCUGUGCUGGGCUGCCUAGGUACUGAAGUGCUGUGGUUGUUGGAGGGGUUAAAGCUGGAGCCAUGGAUGCAUAUAUAUUAGGGAGGAUUUAUAAAAACACAACCGUGGAGCCUGGGUCAAUCCAUUACUAUGAAUGAGCAGUGACCAAUAGAAAGGGAAGAAGAAGAUCCAAGAACUGAGCAAACUUCAGCUCCAGACACAGGACUCAGCGAUACAUUCCUGGACAGCAAGAUACUAUAAUGGCAACCACAAUCUGCUUCAUCCUCUGGGUGUUGUUCGUAACAGAUACAGUGCGGACUCAAAGUGUGAGACAGGUUUAUGAGGCAAGUGAUCCAGAGGACUGGACAAUGCAUGAUUUCGAUUGUCCCAGGGAAUGUUUCUGUCCUCCCAGUUUCCCUACUGCUUUGUACUGUGAAAACCGAGGUCUCAAAGAAAUCCCUGCUAUACCAUCAAGGAUCUGGUACCUUUAUCUUGAAAACAACCUGAUAGAAACCAUUCCUGAGAAGCCAUUCGAGAAUGCCACCCAGCUGAGAUGGAUAAACCUAAACAAGAACAAAAUAACCAACUAUGGAAUUGAAAAGGGAGCCCUGAGCCAACUGAAGAAGCUGCUUUUCUUGUUUCUGGAAGAUAAUGAGCUAGAGGAGGUACCUUCUCCAUUGCCAAGAAGCUUAGAACAAUUACAAUUAGCUAGAAACAAGGUGUCCAGAAUUCCUCAAGGGACUUUCAGCAAUCUGGAGAACCUGACCCUUCUUGACCUGCAGCACAAUAAGCUAUUAGACAAUGCCUUUCAGAGAGACACCUUUAAGGGACUCAAGAACCUCAUGCAGCUAAACAUGGCUAAGAAUGCCCUGAGGAAUAUGCCGCCAAGAUUACCAGCCAAUACAAUGCAGCUGUUCUUAGACAAUAAUUCCAUUGAAGGAAUACCAGAAAAUUAUUUUAAUGUGAUUCCUAAAGUGGCCUUCCUGAGACUCAACCACAACAAAUUAUCUGAUGCUGGCCUUCCUUCUAGUGGUUUUAAUGUAUCAUCAAUUCUAGAUCUUCAACUGUCUCACAAUCAACUCACAAAGGUCCCCAAAAUCAGUGCUCAUCUGCAGCACCUUCAUCUGGAUCACAACAAAAUUAGAAAUGUGAACGUAUCUGUAAUAUGUCCUUCAACUUCUACCACACUGCCUGUGGAAGAUUCCUUCAGUUAUGGACCUCAUCUUCGCUACCUCCGUCUGGAUGGAAAUGAAAUCAAACCACCAAUCCCUAUGGAUUUAAUGACCUGCUUCAGGCUCCUUCAGGCUGUCAUUAUUUAAAUGUGUCUUCAAGAAUCUAAAAUUCAUUUAAUGAGUUCAGAUUUCUGACAUGAAAUUUGGUUACCAUUCAUAGGUGUAAGAUAAAAAUCACUUUUCUAA
Molecule: messenger RNA, 1436 nt
Organism: Bubalus bubalis (water buffalo)
Lineage: Eukaryota; Metazoa; Chordata; Mammalia; Artiodactyla; Bovidae
Gene: KERA
Product: keratocan
Exons: 4
Coding region: 279-1337 (352 amino acids)
Molecular function (GO): protein binding
Source: RefSeq, a predicted model, not a curated record